AUGGGUAACUUCCGAUAUAUUAUACUCUUUGCUUCCACCAUUUCCUCAACAUUCAUCUACAGUAAUCGUGUCGUUUUUGGCUUUACGGUGAUAUGUCAGGAGCCGGAGAAUAAGAGCAGCAACAUCACAUUGAAUGAUUACUACCUUGCCGAUCCCACAGCAAAAGCAUGGAUGUUCUCAGCGACGGCUGUUGGCAUGUGUUUGGGACCCAUUCCACUUUAUUGGGCAUACAAAUUCGACACGAGAUUUCUUUCCACUUCUGAAAUGUCGUUGAUUGUUGAAGGACGAAAAGCUGUGACAAAGAAAUCUCCAGUUCCAUACUUGGAUCUUUUCGCGGAUGUCACAAUAUGGACGAGUUUCAUAAUGUUCAUAGGUUACUACGUUGGUAUGAUAAUCUAUCAGCAAUACAGCCCAACAUUUAUUAAACAGGUUUUGAACUAUACAGUUCGAGAAACUGGGUAUUUCGCUGCUAUUCCAAUGAUCUUUGCCAUCAUAUUAAAAGUAGGGAUAGGAAAAGUUAUAGAUCAUGGACUUGGACUAAGUGCAAAGUGGAGGUUAGCAGCUCCGCUGCUGGUGCUGGAAACUCUAAGUGCUGCUUCCAUUUUUCUAACAGGAUUUCGUGGUGCUCAACAUGCGCAUUUUGCUCUCAAUUUUAAUAUGUUUAUAGCUGGAUUUGUUCAAAUCCUCCUACCAGGAGGAGUACAAUUAUUAGUACCGGACAACACGAAGGACCAGUGGGCUACUCUUUUCUAUGGUCUAGCUGCUAUGAUUAUGGCUACGACAACACUUUAUCUGUUUUGUACAACAGCAAAAGCAGCUCCAUGGACGAUUGAAACAUCUACAGUACGAAAAGAAGAUGUGAUAUGUUCUACUGUGCCUAGUUGUAGUAAAAUUCAAGUAUAG
This is a messenger RNA of Necator americanus (New World hookworm), 903 nucleotides long. RefSeq lists its product as uncharacterized. The record is from RefSeq and is a predicted model, not a curated record. The transcript is spliced from 7 exons. Lineage: Eukaryota; Metazoa; Nematoda; Chromadorea; Rhabditida; Ancylostomatidae. Gene Ontology annotation, cellular component: membrane. The coding region runs from base 1 to 903 and encodes 300 amino acids. Gene Ontology annotation, molecular function: transmembrane transporter activity. Gene Ontology annotation, biological process: transmembrane transport.